AACUCGCAUCGGCCGGGCAGACGACACCGUCGGCAUCUCUCAGGCAGCGGAAAGGCACCGGCUCUGUUCAGUCCGAACUUCUCCUCCUUCAGUGCCAGGUCUCUCUCCCGGAAAGUCUUCAGGAUGGCCAAGUACAAGAUCGUAAUGGUACGCCAUGGUGAGAGCGAGUGGAACAAGCUCAACAAGUUCUGUGGUUGGCAUGAUGCAAAUCUUUCUGAGCAAGGUGUAAGCGAAGCUCAUGCAGCAGGCAAGGCACUGAAGGAGGCGAACUUCCAGUUUGAUGUUGCUCACACUUCUGUUUUGACUCGUGCCCAGAAGACCUUGGCAGCCAUUUUGGAAGAGAUUGGCCAAACAAACAUCCCUAUUGAGAAGACCUGGAGGCUUAAUGAACGUCACUAUGGUGGUUUGACUGGACUUAACAAAGCUGAAACUGCCAAGAAACAUGGAGAGGAGCAGGUCCAGAUCUGGCGUCGAAGCUUUGACAUUCCUCCUCCCCCUAUUGAAGAAUCCAAUCCUCACUAUAAGGAGAUCUUGGAAGAUCCACGAUAUGCAGAUGGACCAAGCAAAUCAGAAUUCCCUAUGUUUGAGUCCCUCAAGCUGACAAUUGCAAGGACAUUACCAUAUUGGAAUGACACUAUUAUUCCUCAGAUGAAGGCAGGCAAGAAAAUUCUCAUUGCUGCUCAUGGUAAUUCCUUGAGAGGAAUUGUUAAACAUCUUGAUGAGAUGUCUGAUGAAGCAAUUAUGGGCUUGAAUCUUCCCACUGGAAUUCCAUUUGUAUAUGAACUUGAUGAAAACUUCAAGCCCGUUGUAUCAAUGAAGUUCCUUGGUGAUGAGGAAACCGUAAAGAAAGCCAUGGAAGCUGUUGCAGCCCAGGGAAAGGCUAAGUAAUUGUGUUAAAACACAUUGCUGGUACACAGUUUUAUGUUAAUGGAAAAGUUAAGUGUUAUAAUUUUUAUACAGAGGAGUUUUAGCUGCAGUUUAUUUUCCAGUUACAGUUAUUGAUGUCAAAUUGAAUGAGAAAUUGUCCUUAUCUUUAUUUUAGCUAGUCAUAUGUCAUAAGACUCCAUUCAAGAGAAAAUGUCAUAAUUUAUUAAUAUAUAUACAAGAGAA
Molecule: messenger RNA, 1110 nt
Organism: Macrobrachium nipponense
Lineage: Eukaryota; Metazoa; Arthropoda; Malacostraca; Decapoda; Palaemonidae
Product: phosphoglycerate mutase 2-like
Exons: 5
Coding region: 124-888 (254 amino acids)
Biological process (GO): glycolytic process
Molecular function (GO): intramolecular phosphotransferase activity
Source: RefSeq, a predicted model, not a curated record